CUUUCAAGUUCUUGCCAUCGUUUUCCUUAUGGCUCUUUCGUCAUUUCUACUUGCAUCCAGCAAGAAACAGACUACUGUCGAUACAGAACUCGAUGCCUUGUUCCAAUCCACCGCUAAAGAAUUUGAAGUUUCUUCUUCGACUCUGAGAUCAGGGAAGCUGAAAAGAAAACAUCAGGAUGUCGGCUCAGCCCCUUCAAAACUCGCCAUUAAGAAGGCCAAAGCAAAGGAAUCCAAGUCCUCAUUGAAACAAAAGAAGAUUCUACUUCCAGACACAGGAACAACCAAACUGAACAACCCAACAAAAACAUCGAAUGCUAUAGUGGAGAAGAGUAGCGAUGGUGAUGAGGAGGAGAGGGAAGAGAGCAAGUCUGACGGCGACGACGAAAACGACUCUGAGCUUGAAAAUGCCUAUCUAUCGAGAGCGAAUGGGAAAGGAAAUUUUUCGGCAUCGCAUCGCGCCGGCAAACAUGAAGAGCAAUCGGAGGGGGCUGAUGACGAUGUCGAAGAGGCUUCCAGUGGGGCAGACGACGACGAUGAAGGCCGCCCACCUCCUGACCAUGAGUCUCUCACCAAGAGGCAACGCUCGAAAAAGCCGCCAAAGUCCAUAAUCAAAUAUGUUCCUCCUGACGAGAACCAGGACCAACGAAAUGCUCGGACUAUCUUCGUUGGCAAUCUCAGUGUUGAGGUCUCUCAAAAGAAGUCGCUACUAAAAUCGCUGCAACGACAUAUCCUCUCCCUAAUACUUACGCCGUCGGGUUCCUCCAACAUGACACCUAGAAUUGAAUCUACCCGAUUUCGCUCAGUCCCGUUUGCAGUACCUACAUCCAGACUCGAGAAGGAGGGGGACCAAUCUUCAACUAACAAUAGCAACCCGAAAUCAUCUACUAAAUCUCGUCAGCACGAUAUUGACCGCACCAAGUCGUGGAGGAGAUCUUCCGGCGACAAGGAUGACGAAGACGCUGUCAAAGGCGAGAAACAGUUUCUUACUCCAGCACAGAAGAAAAAAGUUGCAUUUAUCAAUCAGGAAAUACACGCUUCUGGAUCUAGCGUUAACGCCUACAUCGUCUUUGCACAUCCUACACCUGCAUCCGCAUCUGAUGAGGUACCGAAGCGUAAAUCGAAUCUACCUCCGCUUCCGGACGUGAUGAACCCUUACGAUGCUGCGCGCCUUGCCAAAGAAUACUGUGAUGGGUCAGAAUUCAUGGAGCGUACGUUGAGGGUCGAUGUUGUUGCUCAUACUACAGACCUUUCUGUGGCAGAGGCUGGACGAGUGCUCAGAACAGGCAGCGAUGUGGACCCUAAGCGAUGCGUAUUCGUUGGUAAUCUGGAUUUUGAGAGUAAGGAAGAGGAUGUAAGAACGUACUUUGAGGGAAUCAUUAGCGCAGAGAAGGGGCCUCGACCAGGCGAAGGAACUGAGGAAAAAGACGUCUGGAGCGACGACGAAGGCAAUGAAAAGAAGAAGGGAUCAGCAAAGGCCAGAGCUCGAUCGGAAGGCUGGGUAAUCCGUGUUCGAAUCAUUCGUGACAAGGACACCCAGCUUGGCAAAGGCUUCGCCUAUGUCCAAUUUGCCGAUCGCGACUGCGUAGAUGAGAUCCUUGCCGCAGCUCUGGAGCCUGGCAAGCUGAAAUUCGCAAAACGCAAGCUGAGGGUGGAGAGAUGCAAAACAAUCCCGGGCGGGUCGUUCAAAGUCAAAGUCAAAUCGACCCCCAUUACAUCCUCGUCGCGCCCGAACAAUCCCAAUCAUCCUUCAAAUUUCAAGACCAAACGAUCCACCCCGUCGACGUCGUUAGCCUCAAUAUCCAUCCCCAAAGGCGACCCCACCCUUGGUGCUAAACUUGCUCAUCUUUCUAAAGAGGACCGGAAGAGCGCGAAAGCAGGUGAUGCGGAUCGUAUGGCUCGGAGGUUGGCGAAGAAGAAAUCCAGGAUGGCUAUGGCUGUCGGUGGAAGGACUGGUACGGGCGGAGUAAAACUACAGGGCAAAGAACGUGAUAGAGAAAGAAAGCUACGUAGUGGUGGUGAUGCUCAUGGUAAAAAAGGAAAGGGACAUGGUGCAGGAAGUGGCACCAAGAAUAAGGGAAAGGCAAUCAGUACGAGAGCUUUAGAGCAGAGGAAUGCGAAGAAGUGAUAUUCAUAGUACACAUGUCACCAUCGUUGUUAAACAUUGCUCUAGUUGUUAUGUAUGCAAACGAGACGAAGAUUUCUUUCCAUUAUCGUUGUCGCAGUCACCUCGCCAUCGAGUAACGCACUCGGGAAGGGCACGGUUGAUUUUUCA
Lentinula edodes (shiitake mushroom) is the source of this 2272-nucleotide messenger RNA. RefSeq lists its product as uncharacterized. Lineage: Eukaryota; Fungi; Basidiomycota; Agaricomycetes; Agaricales; Omphalotaceae. The record is from RefSeq and is a predicted model, not a curated record. Gene Ontology annotation, molecular function: RNA binding. The transcript is spliced from 3 exons. Bases 29 to 2125 code for a protein of 698 amino acids.